AUGAGAACAUCAACUGAAGUUGUACCAAUAUCAUCACAGUUUUCUCCAAUUCGUUCUCAAUAUAGUGUUGUCGAUGAACGACAAGUCCAACCAUUUCAACAAGAAAAAUAUCAAGCAUGGACAACAGAAGCUUCUCAAGAACCUUUUAUUUCGGAUUCAACUGUCAGUGAGAAUCAAUCAGGAUCUUGUAAAAAAUAUGUAACAACAAAAUGUAUAAUGACAUUUCUUAUUGGCUUUAUUAUUUGUGGUAUUCCAUUGGCUGUUACGUCGGCUUUAUAUGUACAAAAAAAGGCAUCAUCUAGUAGCAGUUCAGAUUCUUCGAGUAGUUCUGUCAGUCUUCCAUCACAAUGUACAUCAUAUAUUUCGAAUUCGGAUUCAACACGUCUUACAACUUAUACAAGUUGCGUUAAUUGUUUUUCUGAUACAAGUGGAAGUUUUACAACAGGCUGGUAUAGAUUUAUGAAUACAGCUGGAACUCGACUAGCAACAACGCCUUCUAGUUAUGGAUCAUGUGGUGUUCCAUAUCCAACUUGA
Messenger RNA from Rotaria sp. Silwood1, 534 nucleotides. The record is from the annotation of a GenBank genome assembly. Lineage: Eukaryota; Metazoa; Rotifera; Eurotatoria; Philodinida; Philodinidae.